Jatropha curcas is the source of this 2302-nucleotide messenger RNA. The record is from RefSeq and is a predicted model, not a curated record. Lineage: Eukaryota; Viridiplantae; Streptophyta; Magnoliopsida; Malpighiales; Euphorbiaceae.
AAGGGAAAAGCAAUAAUCAGGGAGAAGAAGAAAAAUAAAAAAACAAAAAAAAAAUUAAAAAAGAAAAAAAGAGAGAAAAAAAAUAUUUUUGUAUAGCAAUGGCGAUAAUUUUCAAAAUUUUGUUACUUCUCUCUGUGUUGUUUGUUUCUGGUUAUGCUCAUGAAGAUGCUCAUGCAGUUCCCCAUGGAAAUGCUCAUGAAGUUCCCCAUGGAAAUGCUCAUGCAGUUCCCCAUGGAAAUGCUCAUGCAGCUGCUCCUCCUGGAGAGGAGUUGGAGAACUUGUGGGUAGAGAAAGACGCUUAUAAAAUUUUCAACCAGGAACAAGUAUUAGGUCCUCAUGAAAUGUUCGGAAAUCCUUUUGGUAAUCCGAACGAUUUCAAGGCGAACAAAAUACCUAACGAUUUUGGUACUCCAAUAAAGGGUGAUGAUGUGGCCGAAAUAACAGCCGAUGCAGUUGCUGCGGCACCGGCUGCUGCUGCUACUGGUAUCACUGCUACAGAUGAUGGUGGCGGUGCUAAAGGUGAAGCUGGCGCUGCUGGUGCUGUCGCUGGUAAUGCUAAAGCUGGUGGUGCGGCUUCUGUUGUUCCUAUGCCAGUUGAACUGGGAUACAAAGGGGAAUGGGAACUUGUCUCUGAAAAUUCUGGCGUCUCGUCUAUGCAUGCAAUAUUGCUUCCUAAAAUUGACAAGGUUUUGAUGUAUGAUGCUACCAUUUGGAAAAUUUCAAAAAUUGAAUUGCCUAAUGGAAAAUGUCGUGUUCUUGACCAAGCCACCGGUGAGAAAGAUUGUUGGUGCCAUUCUGUCUUAUAUGAUAUUAAGGACGGAAAACUUACCCCUCUCGAGCUCAAUACCGAUACCUGGUGCUCAUCAGGAGGUCUUGAUAUUGAAGGCAACUUGGUAAGCACCGGAGGAUUUCAAGGAGGUGCAAAUACUGUCAGGUACCUUGGCACUGCUGAAGGCAGCGAUUGGAGAGAGUAUCCAACUGCUCUUGCGGAUCGUAGAUGGUACUCGACACAGGCAACAUUGCCAGAUGGUGCAUUUAUCGUCGUAGGUGGCCGUGAUGCCUUUAGCUACGAGUAUAUUCCUAAGGAAGGGCAAUCCAAUCCCAAACCUUUCUUCUUUGAAUUCCUCCGCCAAACCAGUGAUCCAGAAGAAAACAAUCUGUACCCAUUUGUCUACUUAUCCACUGAUGGCAAUGUGUUCAUCUUUGCCAACAGUCGCUCUGUCUUGCUCAGCCCUACUACCAACCAAAUUGUCAAAGAAUUCCCAGAACUUCUUGGUGGUUCCCGUAGCUAUCCCGCUAGUGGAGCCUCCGUGCUCCUCCCAAUCAAAAUCCAUUCCCAGGAUCCCAAAGAGACUCUUCCAGCUGAAGUCUUGAUUUGCGGUGGCUCUGCACAUAAAGAUUCAUAUUCCAAAGCCGAAAAACAAAUCUUCUACGAAGCGCUUGAAGAUUGUGGAAGAAUGAGAAUCACAGCUAAAAAUCCUGUUUGGAAGAGAGAGCUUAUGCCAACUCCUCGUAUUAUGGGCGAUAUGAUGAUUCUUCCAACUGGUGAAGUCCUUAUCGUAAAUGGUGCUAAAAGAGGAGCUUCUGGUUGGGGUUUUGCUCGCGAACCUAAUUUCACUCCAGUUUUGUAUAGCCCAAGAGCUAAAAGAGGAACAAGAUUUACUGCACUAGCACCAUCCACCAUACCCAGAAUGUACCAUUCAACCUCCACUGUUUUACCUGACGGAAAAGUCCUUAUCGCCGGUAGCAACACAAACAAUGGAUAUAUUUACGAUGCUAUGUACCCUACUGAGUUGCGUGUGGAGAAAUACUCACCACCUUACUUAAACGCCGCCGUUAUACAGAAGAGACCAGAGAUUGUGACCUUCAAUGAGAAAAUGACUUAUGCUCAGAAUAUUGAUAUUGAAGUCAAGAUAGCUGGUGGCAAAGUGGAACAGGGAGAUGUGAAAGUUACUAUGUAUUCUCCUGCUUUUACUACUCAUGGAAUUAACAUGAAUCAAAGACUUAUCCAGUUGGGAUUGAGAGAGGUCGUUCCUGCCAAUGGAAACUUCAAAGUCGGAGCCAUUUCACCAAUUUCUAAUAAAGUUGCUCCCGUGGGGUAUUAUAUGCUCUCGGUUGUUUUCCAGGGAGUACCUAGCAUUACCAAAUGGGUUCAGAUCAAGUGAAAUAAUUCUGCAUGAGGAUUUUCUUCAUUGAAAUUUCGUUAUAAUUGUUUUUAUCGUAUAUUAUUCUUUUAUUAUGUUAUGUUAUUCUGUAAUCUGCAUCUUCUUUGAUUAUAAUAAAAACAAGUUUUGCUUGAUAA